This is a messenger RNA of Myiozetetes cayanensis, 4295 nucleotides long. RefSeq names its product ribosomal RNA processing 7 homolog A (gene RRP7A). Gene Ontology annotation, cellular component: CURI complex; UTP-C complex. Gene Ontology annotation, molecular function: RNA binding. Gene Ontology annotation, biological process: rRNA processing; ribosomal small subunit assembly. The transcript is spliced from 7 exons. The coding region runs from base 3051 to 3878 and encodes 275 amino acids. The record is from RefSeq and is a predicted model, not a curated record. NCBI's taxonomy places the organism in Eukaryota, Metazoa, Chordata, Aves, Passeriformes, Tyrannidae.
ACAAAGUCAGGUUGGGCUCCGUACAGGAAGCACCAUCUGGUAUCUUUGCCUUGUGUGCGUUUGGUGGCAUACCACUUCAUUCUGGCUGUUGGACAUGUUCCUGCUCAGCAGCUGAGACGUUGAGAAGAAGUGGGGAAAACCAAGCUUCCUGUUGCGUAUGCCAGCCAACAGAGGCGUCAGGCAGAAAGGACGUAUGCACAAGUGCAUCAGCCAUUGUGCUGUGGGAAGGGAUUUUUCAACUGGUAAUGAUGGGGGCUUGUUCUGGCAUUUUUACAAUGAAUAUAUUUGCUCUGUAAGGUCAGGCUCAGUUACUCUCCUCUUUCUGGACUGAAAAAUUAAGAACCAGUCGUGUUCAGAGCUAGAAGAAAUGCAGAUAUUUCUCUCCCGUUAGACUGUAUUGCAUCCUCCUGCUGAUGGAGGGAUGUGAAUUUUUUUUUUUACCAUCUAACUCAUCCAGUUAGAAUUCUUCCUGUAAAAAAGGAAGGACCUGGGACCCAUGAAGCAGUCUUAUUUUGUGUCUGAGAACUCUCUUUGAGAGAUGCCACUUGGGCAGUGUUUGGCUGCUUUGUGGGCAUGCUGCUGACAUGCUGGAUUUGGAGGAUGAUUGCUGCAGUUAUGGCUUCAGAGAGAGGUUUUGGAGCAGAGAGCAGUUAGCACUCUGUAAGGAACACGGGAGAGGAGCGUCAGGUCCUGUGCAGAACAGCGAAGAUGUGCUAUGGGCCAGUAAGUGUCUGUGACAGGCCACCAGGUGGCACUUCCAGUGCUUCCCAUUCUUUGUACAGCAUUGUCGCCUUGGAUGUUGAAGGUACAAGUAGCUCCACUCAUUUGUAUUUGUUCAGAUUGUGUUAUAAGAGAGGAAAGCUGAGAGCAAUUUCCAGAAUGUGGUUGGGAUUUGAACUUGAUCUUGCUAGCUAGGAGACUCACCUAAUCCAUGCUGUUCAGCUCUGCUGAGUACCUCUCGUAGGGCCAGAUUCCAUUUCUUGGUCAACCCUAUGUUUCUUUUGCUUUCUUGUUCUGUAUGAACUCUUUGCUCUUAUCUGGCUCAUGCAGACCAUUCCUCUGUCUCACCCUUUUAGCCAUGGAAAUAACUGAGGACUUGGCAGGACUUGUUUUUAUGGAAUACUCUCUGGUUGGAAAGCCAACAACACUUAUUGGUAGGGUACUUCAUGUGAACAGCAGAUGUUUGUAGGGGAGGGGACCUAAGAGAGCUAUUGUUCUCCUUUUUUAGAUUGCCCACCAAAUACCUGUGUUUUAAUAAAAAAAAAAAAAAAGGGAAGGGGAAAGGGGAGGAAACAUUAGGGGUUGGAGAAGAUAAUGUAUUACCUGUUUCUGAAUAAACGUUUGUUAUACAGAGAGUGAAUUCUAAGCCUUUUUAGAUGCUGUGAAGCAACUAAAGAUAAGUGGAGUCGUUCCAACAGUGAGCCAAGGAUGUUUUUUAGAGGGACAGAAGUUUCAAAACUGAUAAUUCGAUGAAGACCAAGAGGAGCAUAUGGGUGAAAGAACUGAUACUCAUCCACCUUUUGAUCUGGAUCACAGAAAUUAGCAGUUGACUGUUACUGCUAAAUGGGAGCUGUGUGUGUCCAUCUAAUUCCAAUUCUCUUGUCACAGAAAAAAAGAGCCUUUGUUAUUGACAGCCUAAUAAUUGAAAAAGUAAUUUUACAAAAUCACAGCUGUGAAACAGGGUACCUGUUCUAGGUGAGGUAGGGUACUUUAAUUAUCAACCAGACAUAGCUGUGGACAUGUGAAGACAUGUAUUGUGAGUGCGUAUCUUGUGCCUUCUGAGGGAAUGGGGAGAUUCAAGCAUUUUUUAAAAUUAAGAGAUUCAUGCCCAUUUAAAAAGCCAAACAGCAAGGUACACUUUAACUUCCUGUUAAAUUGUGCAUUGUGUUUAGAUUAUGAGAGUUUAUGAUGACAUUAAGAUACUUCCUUGGAAGAACUAGUGCUCCGUUCUCUAACUCUGUGAUAUAUAACAGUAUAUAUAUAUAUUUUUUUUGUAUAAAUCAGUGAAGUCAGUGAUUCUCUAAACACCACUCCAUGACUUGUCUUACAGCAAUGUUUUGGUAUACAUGCUCUUCUGUUCUUGGUCAGCUCUUUAAAGUUAGUCUUUUAAUAUAUACCAUGGCAUGGCGUCUUUGGUUGGGCACUGAAAGAAGAGUAACCAGUUCUCAGUACUCUUUUUCAGGCAGUUUGUCUUGCAGCUCUCCAAUUUCUCCUGGCUGUUCUGCAAUUGUCUUGCUAAUCUUGUUUGCUUACAUACCACUGACCUCACAUCCUCCAUAUUUGCCCUGGUGCAGCAUGGUUAUAUUUUUGGUUGUUUUUUUGUGUUUUGGUGCGGUUUUUUGUGGUGUGUUUUUUUGUUGUUUUGCUUUGCUUUGUUUUGUUUUGGUUUUUUUUCAUUUUUUUUCUUUCCCUGGGCUGAUGGAGAUUAUAAAUUUGCACAUGAAAUACUGAUUGCCUGCACUAAAUUAGUGUGGAUUAAUUUAGUAAUUAAAUUAAACAACUGCCCAGGACAGGUGGUAGGUAAUUUGUAAUGGUGUUUCUUUUCUUUCCUUUUUCAAAAAUGUGAUGACUUCUGAAGUGAUAUACCACAAUGUGCAAGUUUAGUAUAUUUUCAUGGCUUCUGCAUGUACCAUUCCUUCUGAUAAUGUUCAUUAAUUUGGAUAUUUGGUUGGGUCAACACAUCAUUUCAUGUUUUGUCACUGUGUGCAUUAGUCUUGCUUCAGUAUCUUACUUUUGGAGUAGUCCUCUCUUCCAUUCAGUCGUAAAUACAAAUUCCUCUGUAAACGAUAAUUUUUAAAAUUUUUCCUGAGUAACAAGUCUUUAAAAAACAAUCGUCUUUGAAUGUUUUUGUAUAUCUUGAAGGUCUAUUUGCCUCUCUAGGGUUAAGUGCCUAGAAUUUACACAGUUUUUACGGGAAGGUGAACUCGACCCUCGGGAAUGGGGCGAGUCCCUCCGCCCCGAGGGACCCGCCGCCGCCAUUACCAGCGCGGCGCCGCCGAUGGAGACUACAUGUCCCGGCGGCCCCCGCGCCCGCCGCUCGCGGAGAGAAGAUGGCGGCCGCCACGGAGCGUGUGGCGGGAGCGGGGCCGGCGGGGUACACGGCUCUGGCGGUGAAGUUCGGGGCGCGGCAGCGCUCGGCCCAUUGCUUGUUGGUGAAGGAGCACCAGGUGCGGGAAGGGGCCGACACGGCGCACCCGCCUCGCCGCACACUCUUCGUCCUCAACGUGCCCCCGUACUGCGGCCCGGACUCUCUGUCUAGGCUGUUCUCCCGCUGCGGGCCUGUGCAGUCUGUGGACAUCUGUGACAAGCCAGGGCCGGGAGAAAAAAAAGAAAAGCCGACGUCCAAAUUCUUCAAUCGCAAAACCGUAACGGGAUUUCAAGUAGCAUAUGUGGUGUUCAGGAAACCAGCAGGUGUCCAGGCAGCCAAGGCUCUGUCACAGGAGGGUCCCUUGCUAAUAUCAACAGAGAGCCACCCUGUGAAAACCGGCAUUAGCAAGUGGAUUGCCAGUUACGAGGCUUCUGUCGUGGAUCCGAAGGAGCUUAAGGCUGAGGUGGAUGCCUACAUGCAAGACUAUGACAAAAAGAUGGCAGAGGAAGAAGCCAAAGCGGCCGAGGAGGAGGGUGUUCCGGAUGAGGAGGGCUGGGUGAAGGUAACGCGAAAGGGCCGGAAGCCUGGCCUGCCCCGGACAGAGGCUGCCAACCUGAGGGUGCUGGAGAAGGAGAAACAGAAAAGGGCCCGCAAAGAGCUGCUCAACUUCUAUGCCUGGCAACAUCGUGAGACCAAGAGAGAGCACAUUGCCCAAUUGAGGAAGAAAUUCGAAGAGGACAAGCAGAGGAUCGCACUGAUGCGAGCCCAGCGCAAGUUUCGGCCGUACUAAAUUGCGCUGAGCUGUUCCUCAGGUGCCUGUGUUGGAGAGGGUGGGAGAGAUACCUACUGACUCCAUUGCCGAAGGAUUUAAGGAACUGAGGCAGCUUCGGGUUGUCUCUGCCCUUGGAUCUGAAAUGGGAGAUCCCAGCACCUGCUGCUGGAGGGGAGUUCUCUUUACUCGUACCAGUAUCUUCCUGCUCUCCUGGCUGUUAUUUGGCCCUGUGGCACCACUUCCCAGGGUGCUCAGGUCAGGGGGUCUGAGGCACAUCCUGUGACAACAUGUAUCUCCUGCCACCUCAGGCUCCCCUAAAGCUUGGUGAGAACUGAGAUUGACCUAGCACAGCCUCUGCAGGAGCAGGGAAUGGUUGAAGAACUGUAAAUAAACUGCUGCUAUGUUCUCAAAACAUGGGAAUGCUUCUCUCUCCCA